AUGCAUGUUUCAGGGGAGGAAUAUAUUCUCUCCGGCACUUAUAUGUGCCAGAUCAACUAUCAGGAAGAUGUCUUACUUCUGGAUUCCAUUACUUGGAUACUCGGGAGUGUGUUGGAGGUCCUCGCACUAUGUCUCGCAGUUUGGAUUGUUGUAAAACACUUCCGUGAGCUGCGGCGUCAUUCGGCAGGAGGCAUUAUCGGAGACUGUUUCUCGGUGUUGAUCAAAACUCACAUGUCAUACUUUGCGAGCUUUGUUGCUGUUUCUUGUUUCACCCUCGUUUUUGAAUUAUCUCCAACAAUCUCAACGGACCAAAAUUCCUUAGGAGCUCAGACUCUUAAUGGCUUGCUUCAGAUUUUCACAGUCGUGCAGGCGUAUGUGCUGGGACCACGCCUGAUUCUUGGCAUUCGAGAAUACCACGCUAAGCUCGUGGCCAACUCCGACGCAGCAUCUGCUAUGACCUCAAUCGCUUUCCAGGAGCGCGUGCACGUAUCGACUGGCAGUAGCGUGUGA
Messenger RNA from Suillus bovinus, 510 nucleotides. RefSeq lists its product as uncharacterized. NCBI's taxonomy places the organism in Eukaryota, Fungi, Basidiomycota, Agaricomycetes, Boletales, Suillaceae. The transcript is spliced from 4 exons. The record is from RefSeq and is a predicted model, not a curated record. Bases 1 to 510 code for a protein of 169 amino acids.